AUGUAUACGGUUACUAAUGUUAAUCAUUGGCUAGUGUCUUUGCCAUCACUCUUCACAACACAGCCUUUAGCAAUAAUAAUUCCUGCUGUUGUUACUGUAUUUUGUAUAUUUUUAACUUCUUUCUUUCUAAGAAACUCUAGAUAUCAUAAUUCCUCAACAACUAAUAGAGAAUUUGAAUCUCUCAUAAUUCAAAAAGACACGCAAUACAUCGUUGUCCGAAAUAAACGACUUCGAAUUGUGCAUAUUAUUCAUGAGCUUGGGUCAAAAGUUCCUUUGGUUGUAUUUAUUCAUGGACUUGGUGGACAGGUAACGCAAUGGGAAAAUCAAAUCGAAUAUUUUUCUUCAACUGCUAAUAUUCUAGCUGUGGAUUUAUUAGGUUGCGGAAAGAGUGAAGUGUCAAACAGAGAUUAUACAACUGAAUCCUUGAUAGAUGAUCUUGAAGAACUAUUGAAACGGUACCCAAGUGAAAAUACAGUAUUGAUUUGUCAUUCAUAUGGAUGUUGCCUUGGUACAAAAUUAUAUCAACGCAUUAAACAUGCCAUUAAAGCCCUUACAUUUAUUUCGGUAAAAGCUAGUAUAUCCGAAAGUGAAAAAAAGAAACAACAAAAAGUUCUUUCGUAUCCUAACUUUCUAAUAGACAUGUUCCGAUAUUUGGAUCGUAUUGGCGGCAUUCAUUCUGAAAGUGUAAAUCGAAUUUUAUAUAAAAAUGCAAAUGAAGAGGUGAGGACCAAACAAUUAAGAUGGAAUAAGCAAUCAAAAACGAUUGUAUGGAAACAAAUGUUGGCUGGAAUUAAUUGGUUUACCCAAGCUGAUAUAAGUUUAAUUGAAUGUCCGAUGUUACUUAUUACCGGAAUAGAGGAUAAAAUUAGUUUGCCAGGUGAUAUGAAUAUUAUUCAAGGAUGGUGCAAGUCAUCAUCUGAAAUUUUCUAUAUACCAGAAUCAGGUCACAAUGCAAUGGUAGAAAAACCUGGUAUGGUUAACCUUAUAAUUUAUGAUUUUCUUAUUAAGACAUAUGGUUUGGAGACUUUGGAUCCUGCAUGGCAAAUUCUUUUCAAGACUAAAGGAGAAAAUAAGUGGUCUAUGAAGAACUUUCAAAAGUGGAAACGGACUCCGAUAAUAUCAGAACGAACCGUCAAUAACACGAGAUUCAGAGCGAUGAAGGUUAUGCGACAAAACGAUGAAGAACAUUGUCCAAAGUCAUUUAUUGCACGACAUCCGGAAAUAGGAUUGUAA
Funneliformis geosporum is the source of this 1233-nucleotide messenger RNA. The record is from the annotation of a GenBank genome assembly. NCBI's taxonomy places the organism in Eukaryota, Fungi, Glomeromycota, Glomeromycetes, Glomerales, Glomeraceae.